AUUCCUGAUCCGUCCGGUACCAUUCGGCCUUCAGGCCCCGCACCGUUGCGGUGCUCCUCCAGUCCUCCUCUCCGCCUCUCCCAAAUCCAACCGAGAUAGAAAAAAGAAGAAGCGGAGGCAGGAGAGAGGCCGCGAAUGCCGAGGUGAUUCCUCUCGGAGGCUCGCGCGCAUUUGCCACCGGAGAUCCCCCCUUGCCUGUCCACGCCGCACCACUUCCCCCGUCUCCGGCGGCGAACAUCGUCUGGGCAACUGUUCGUCGCGGCGGCGGCGGCGAUUUCUUUCGGGGGUGUUUCUUGGGUGGCUGGCCGAGCCAUUGCUCCGGCUACCGUGGUGCCGCGAGGAAGCCCCGCGUCCGGUUAAGGAGCGAAUCUGCUUUGGUGCUACGCCCCGGUGGUCUUCAGAUCUGAGGCACAAAGCACUUGACUUGAGACGAAUAUCAGAACCUCUCUUAGUUGAUUCUCCAUAUAGUCACUCUUCAAGAUGGAACAAAUUUCGCUUGGGCAUCGAUAUAAGGAGUGCAGGCCACAAAGGACUAGCAGCUGUCCAGCUAAACUACUUGUUGGGAAGGAUGUACUGAAAGAAUUGGAGGAAAGACGGUCAUCCCCCAGUGUGGUCGCAAAACUGAUGGGAAUUGACGUAUUGCCACCUACUUACGUAGCCCAUAAAAGACAUCAACAAUUCAAGGAUGUCUUUGAAGUGUCGGAGGAGCUACCGGAGACUUUCACAAAAGAGAUGUCGUAUCAUUGCCCUAAAGGUCUGCCAAGCUUGAAGAGGAGUGCAAUGAAAUUGAAAAAGCUUAUGCCGUCAAAGUCUCCCUAUUGUGAUGGAACAUUUGAUAAUGACGUGGAGUACAACAAUGGCUUGGAUCGCUUGAACCCACUUGAAAUAGACAAUCCUUUGUUUGAGAAGUGCCCCCGCGAUGUGAAUUAUUCCCCAAAUAAUCAACAUGAGAAAGAUAUCACAGGCACUUUCAGGAAGUACCCAGUGGGUUUAGCUAAUUCCUCACUUAAAGAUAUAAAAGAUCUGCCGAGAGGGAAUUACGGAGAUUUCAACAACAUUGUCGUUCUGGAGCCUGGCUUGGGAAACAGCCAUGAUCCAGAGAACUCUUUUUCCAUGUCGUUGCUCUCUCAUGACAAUUGCAAUUCCAGGAGAAAUAGGAAGAAGAAGUUGGCUGAGUCUGUUGUAAUGAGCAAUGAGAGAGUUUCACAACAUCUUUCAGAUACUGUUAAUGUGGCUAGAAUAAAAAGAGAAAGAUACUUGACUAGUGAUGCCAUCAAUUCUCUGUCAAAAGGAGAGGAGCCAUCAUUUGAUCAAUUCAACAUCAUAGAUAUGAAUAGCACCGGAUCAUUUCAGAUGUAUUCUGGAGGUGACAUUAACUCCAGGCAAAACAACAAGCCAUCAUCAAGUAGCUUACCUGGGAAAUCCUUUCGGAAGUAUGAUGAAGGUGAUGUCGGAUCGAGAACUCUUGCACAGAUGUUUGCUUUAUCUGAUUCAGAGAGGGUAAAGAAAAAUUUGAACCCGCAUGCUCAGAUUCAACACAGUAAACUUGACCAGGGCAAAGGCCACAACAGGGAAGGAUGCUUUAUAGUUUUACCAAAGCAUGGAUCUCCACUGUCUCUUCACACCUCAUUGGACAGGAGUUCUUCCUGCGAAGGGUCUCCUAACAGUGAAAUUUUCCCAGAUCCUUCAGUUAGUUACAACAACGGCAAGGUUACCUUUGAUUCUUUUCUGGCCAAACGAAGGCUCAAGCAAAUUGCCAGCGGGAGGCAAAAUAACUUAAGGAAUGCUUCUGUGGUAAAAAGUCUUGCCUUGGAGCAGCGGAGACCUGCUUCUCCUUCUCUUGAUGAUUUCAGGUGUCAUUCAUGGCGUCCAUCUGAUAAUGUUUCAACUUCUGACUGCAUAAAUGAGAGAGUAUUGUUCGCGACAGAUGAGGGCUUAAUCCACGAGCCUGCUGAAACUGUGCCUUCUGCGUUUCAAUUGCAAUUAUCUAGGAAACAGAAGGUUUCAGCAACGCCUUUGCAGUGUCAUGACUAUGAAUCCAUAUCUAUUUCUAAUCAUGAUGAUCUGGCAAAGUCUCGUAAAGGAUUGGAAGAGUUUGAGCAGCCGAGCCCAGUGUCCAUUCUACAGCCCCCAACUGAUGAAGACAGUUGCUGUUCUGGAUUCUUCAAGAAUGACUUGCAAGACAUGCCCAGUGUGGAGACACAAAUGGACCAUCGUCGAUUCCGAGAUGAACCUGAAGUCUCCUCCAUGUCAUGUGAUGAUGGCAAUGAUUCUUCUUACAAAUCUUUGGAAGCAUUUCAGGUUGAGGAGGACAGGGACUUCUCAUAUCUCCUUGAUAUUCUUAUAAGCUCUGGUAUGAUAGUUUCAACUGACUGGCAGCUCUUGUGCAAGUCAUGGCACUCAUCUAGUUUCCCUGUUGGUCCCCAAGUCUUUGAGAGGCUUGAGAGCAAGUACGCCAAAAUGACUUCAUGGCCAAAGCCAAAGAGGAGACUUAUGUUUGAUCUUGCAAAUUCUGUUCUCUCCGAUGUCCUUGCACCUUGCACCAAUAUACACCCAUGGGUGAGUUCUACUAGACAGUGCAGGCCUAUCUGGGGCCCUGAAGGGCCUGUUGAGAAGGUUUGGCAAAUGAUGGUUAGGCAGCAGGAGGAGCUGGCGAUAGGGCAUCCUGAUGACAAGGUUCUGGAUCCAAACUGGCUGCAAGCUGAUGAUGACAUAUAUGCGGUGGGCAACCAGAUAGCCGUCAUGUUACAUGCUGACCUCUUGGAAGAAGUCAUAUUGGAAUUCCUCUCACUCUCAGGGUCGGCCGCUGCAUGUAUGUAGAUCAAAUUGACGAAACUCAGUCUAUCGCAAGAACAUCGCAAGAAAGUACAGUGACAAGUCUGAGUUAGUUUUUCCAUGAACAAUCUUCAAGCGUAUAUGCUGUUCUAAGCGUUAAUGUUUGUUGCCUUCGAAGAAGUGCACAGAUGUAAGGCUUGUUGAUACAGACGCAACAGUUUUUUUAGUCUAUGAUAUAAUUAUUAUGUCACUUGAUACUGGACAAUUUCUGCCCAUGAGGAAUUUAAAGUAGAAUUCUUUA
Molecule: messenger RNA, 3076 nt
Organism: Aegilops tauschii subsp. strangulata
Lineage: Eukaryota; Viridiplantae; Streptophyta; Magnoliopsida; Poales; Poaceae
Source: RefSeq, a predicted model, not a curated record